Rhodotorula graminis WP1 is the source of this 1474-nucleotide messenger RNA. RefSeq lists its product as uncharacterized. The transcript has 9 exons. The coding region runs from base 1 to 1431 and encodes 476 amino acids. Lineage: Eukaryota; Fungi; Basidiomycota; Microbotryomycetes; Sporidiobolales; Sporidiobolaceae. Gene Ontology annotation, cellular component: membrane. The record is from RefSeq and is a predicted model, not a curated record.
AUGCGCCCGUCGUCCGACACGACCCUCCGUGGCUUGAGCGGCGAGCCCUUCAACUCCGACAAUGCGUCCACCAAGGUCUCCCUCAUGGACCCGAGACUGCGCGACGGGCGCAAGGCGUUCCUCAAGGCCGCAGCGCUCGGCCUCGCAUUGACGACGCUGUGCAUGUUCGCCGUCUUGCCCAUAUACUGGGGAUCCUACUUCCGCCUGCCCGACAACCUGUACCGCCUCACCGUCGGCCUCAUCGACCUCGACUCGCCCGGUGCCGCAGCGACCGGUCGCAUGGCCGUCCUCGGCCCGGCCCUCAUCUCUGCGCCGUCCCGCAUCACGUACAAGUACAAGGUCGGCUACACGACGCUCGACAACACGCAGUUCGACAUCAGCGGCGCAACGGGCGGCAACCCUCGCGGCGUCGACGUCCACCAGUGGGCUGCCGAGGCCGUCCAGAACGAGGACUACUUUGCCGUCGUCAUCGCCAACGCCAACGCGACAUCGGCAGCCGUCUCGGCGUUCGAGCAGCUCGUCGGCGGCGCGCAGACGUCCUACAUGGCGCAAGGCGCGCUCACGCUCUACUAUUCCGAGGGCCGCAACUUCGAGACGGUCGACCAAUGGCUCACGCCCGACAUCACGCGCCUCAUCAACACGUACACCGUCCCUCAAGCCAGUCGCGAGCUCGUCGCCCAGUUGGCGCCCCGACUCGCAGGCCUCGGCGACGCGGCGUACGCCGGCAUCAACCAGACGGCGCUCUCGAGCGUCCUCAGCCGGCCGUUUAGCCAGGCGACGUGGAACCUGCGCCCGGUCGACGAGUUUGCCGGCAUCCCGGCGACGACGGUCGGCAUGCUCUACCUCCUCGUCUUUACCUACUUCGUCUCGCUGUUUGCGUUCAACGCCCGCCAGUCGAUCGAGAACAAGCUCCGACUCGGCGACCUCAUCGCCCUGCGCCUCCUCGUCCCGGUCGUCCAGUACCUCUUCAUCUCGCUGUGGAUCUCGCUCGUCACCCUCGUCUUCAAGGUCUCGUUCGAGCGGUUCUACGGCCACGGCGGGUUCCCGCUGUUCUGGUGCAGCAACUUUUUGGCACAGUGGGCGGCGGGCAUGCCGAUGGAGGUGGCGCUCUCGCUCCUCGGGCCAAAGUACACGGCCUUUUUUCUCAUCUUGUGGAUCAUCCUCAACAUCAGCCCCGUCUUCUACGACAUCGCCAACCUCGACCACUUCUACUCGUACGGCUUUGUGACGCCCAUCUACCAGGCCGUGCAGAACGGCAAGACGAUCAUCUUUGGCACCAAGCAGCGCUUCGGCCAGUACUUUGGUGUCGAGAUCGCCUGGGUCGUCGUCGGCACGCUCGUGCUCGUCGCCGUCAUCGUCGUACAGCGUCGCAAGGCCGAGCGGCAAGCGCGCGAGGAGCAGGCGCAGAGGAAGGAGGGCAAGGCGCAAUAGAGCUGUAGAGCGCGUGUGUACUGUCACCUAUGUGUCACUUGUC